ACCCUUCCCCUCCUGAGCGAGCCAGGAUAUUUAAGAGGCGGCAUCGGCAGCAGCGGCUCUAGUCGGUCAGCUCUUCCAUCCUUCAUCCCCUCCGGCAGGCAGGCAGGUCCGUCUGUCCGGCCGGCAGUGGGAUUCUGGGGUUCAGCCCCACCCAGCGGGACCUAGGAGCCCUGCGCCCCCAGGCUGGCCAUGCAACCCCCGGGAGUACCGUUUGCUUGGCUCACGCUGCCCCUGCUUGUCCAGGCGGCCCCCGAUGGCUCUUGGUGCUAUGAUUUCCAGAAUCCCCAAUGUGGCCCCUCCCAUUGGAAGGAUGUAGCCCACACCUGUGGGGGCUCAGCUCAAUCGCCCAUCGACAUUGACCGGCACCAAGUGAAGCUGGACCUGGGCCUGGGCCCUUUUAUAUUUGAAGGAUAUGACUCAGCACCCCCAGGCCCCUGGUGGCUCCUGAAUGAUGGACACACUGUGAGGCUGAACCUGGGCAGGGUCCGGGACCAAGCCCAGGGCCAGCUGUGCAUCCGGGGAGGAGGCCUGCCCCACAUCUACUGUGCCCUGCAGCUCCACUUCCACUGGGGCAGCCCCACAGGCAAUGGCUCUGAACACACUCUGGAUGGGCAGCGUCAGCCUAUGGAGAUGCACAUGGUCCACAUGAACACCCUCUACCAGAGUCUGGAGGAGGCCCGGGGCCAUCCUGGUGGCUUGGCUGUGUUAGCCUUCCUGUUCAAGGUGCAGAAUGAAGACAAUACCAACUACAACACCAUUGUGUCUGGGCUGAGGAACGUUUCUCACCAGGGGGAGUCUGUGGAAUUGGCAUCCACCUUCCGCCUGGACAAGCUGCUGCCUGGCCAUGCCCUCCUCUCCCGAUACUACCGCUACCCCGGGUCCCUGACCACACCAGCUUGUGAUGAGGUCGUCCUCUGGACCAUCUUUGAGGAGCCUGUCCCCAUUGGCAAGGCUCAGCUGGCCCAGUUUGUGUCCACCCUACAGGCCAGUCCCCCUGGCGCUCAAGCUGUCAGCAUGAUCAACAACUUUCGCCCAGCCCAGCCGAUUGGGGCCCGAAGGGUCUUGGCCUCCCCGGAUGCCACAGUCAGCAGUGCCCCACCCUUCUGCCUUCUGACAGAAAUGUGGGCCCUGCUCUGCCUGCUCCUCAGCAUAGGGUGGGGGCCUGGCUUGGCGGGAGCGCCUUGACCCUCUUCAUACUUGUCCUUCUGGCCCAGCCUUUCCCCACUCUCAGUGUUCCUGGUGGUUCCCCAAGCGCUCCCUAUGGGAGUGUCAGUGUGGGGGGAAAGAGCCUGGAGCCAAGGAAGUGCUGGGGACCAUCAUUGGUGCUUGCUGUGUGACCUUAGGGAAAUUGGUUGGAUUCUCUGGGCCCUACCUUCUUCAUCAAUCAAAUGGCGGGAAACCCCUGCUCUACAGACUCGACAGGCUUGUUGAACAUCAGAUUCAAUGGUGGAUAUAAAAGGGCUUGGGGAGUUCCACGCCUGCUGGAGAUUCAGUGAGAUAUGACGGGAGGGCCAGGGGCCGAGAAGGCUUUCCCCUCUCCAGGCCUCAGCAUCUGCCGCUCACUCAAACACUUCUAGGUUGGUUUCUAGGUCUCUAAAGUUUUUCCAAGUGUAUAUAUUCCUAGGGCUACAGAAUCCAAAGCUGGAAGGGACCUUAGGGAUUACCCAGUUCAACCCUCACAUGUUAUUCUGUUCUAAGGCCCCUUCCAGUUCUGACAGCCCCUAUUGUAAGGUUCCCCUCCUAGCUUUGACAUUCCUUAUUCUAAGGUCCCUCCCAGCUUUGACAGUCCCUGUUCUCAGGUUCCCCUCUCAGGUCUGACAUUCCCUGUUCUAAAGUUCCCCUCCCAGCUCUAGCAGUCUGAGCUAAGGUUGCCCUCCUAGCUCCAAAAUUCCCUGUUCUAAACCUCCCCCCAGCACUGACAUUCCAUAUUCUAAAGCUCCUCCCAGCUCUGACAAUCCCUGUUCUAAGGGCCCUUCCAGCCCUGACAUUAUGUUCUACAGCUAAUUACACCCCCUCCCCUCUUAUGUUUAUCCUCUGACUUCAGCCAUGCCAACCCCCUCCUGGGCUCAGCCAUACCUGUCUUCUUUCUUCCCCAGUACCUUACAUGCAGUGCCAUCCCUUCCUUCCUCAUCCCUUCCCCACUCCCUUCCUCAU
Messenger RNA from Vombatus ursinus (common wombat), 2154 nucleotides. Its product is annotated as carbonic anhydrase 15-like. The coding region runs from base 190 to 1185 and encodes 331 amino acids. The transcript has 8 exons. Gene Ontology annotation, molecular function: carbonate dehydratase activity; zinc ion binding. The record is from RefSeq and is a predicted model, not a curated record. Lineage: Eukaryota; Metazoa; Chordata; Mammalia; Diprotodontia; Vombatidae. Gene Ontology annotation, cellular component: plasma membrane.